UCUUUUCAGCAAGACGGUUAUUCUACAGACAGUGUCAAAAUUAUAUGGGAUGUCUUUUCAGCAAGAGGGUUAUUCUACAGACAGUGUCAAAAUUAUAUGGGUGUCUUUUCAGCAAGAGAGUUAUUCUACAGACAGUGUCAAAAUUAUAUGGGUGUCUUUUCAGCAAGGGGGUUAUUCUACAGACAGUGUCAAAAUUAUAUGGGGUGUCUUUUCAGCAAGGGGGUUAUUCUACAGACAGUGUCAAAAUUAUAUGGUUGUCUUUUCAACAAGGGGGGUUAUUCUACACACAGGGUAUAGUGUUAAAAAAUUGUAUGAGGUGUCUUUUCAGCAAGGGAUUAUUCUACAGACAGUGUCAAAACUAUAUGGGGUGUCUUAAUUUUUCAGCAAGGGGUAUAUUCUACAGUAUUAAAAUUAUGAGGGGUGUCUUUUUCCAGGACAGGGUGCUACUUAGAAACUACUGCAAGGAUUUUCUGCAAAGGGUAUUCAGGGUUAAAGGUCACAGGGUUAAAGGUCACACAUGUAGAUGAAAGUCCACGUGGUGAAGAAGAAGAGAUGGACGAUUCUGUAAGAGCUGCUCGCAGUCUCCUCGAGAACGCUUUGUCCAUGAUGAGCCCACAAAGCAGUAGCUCAAGAAAUGUUACUGAUCGGCAACCACCCCGGCCGAGAGCUCAAGAGGAUCAGCAGCUUCCAGGAAGCUCUCGCUCUGGUACUGAUCGGCAACCUCCGCGGCCGAGAGCUCGAGAGGAUCAGCAGCUUCCAGGAAGCUCUCGCUCUGGUACCUGUAAUGUGCCACAGUUCAUGUCAAGCCGACGUGGUCUAUCACUGCCUACUCGCCGUCCUCCGUGGAUGUCAGAAUAUGGACAAAAAACAGGAACAGGUAAAAAAAAAUCGAAAAAAGUAAAGCUGAGUAUGUGGGAGCACGAAUUUAUUUGUCUGGCAAAUGUGGAUCAGUCAAUUCCUCCAACUCCAAUGGAAAAAGCAGACCUCAUCAAUGCUGGGCUUGGACCAAAGAAAAUCUGUCUAUUUGAAUAUGGCGAGGCAUUUGAGUUCCACGAUGAACUUCUUAAUGCAUAUCCAAAGCUUGUGAAUGCAGGGGGGUAUGAACUGUUACGCACCUUACCCAACAACAAUCGUCAGCUCGGGGUAAUUCCACCGCAAAGUGGAGGCUAUACUGUUCAGUACCUAAAGAAUGUUGUAGGUAGUGCUAAAGUGUUUAUCCGUCCUCUACAGCAGAAAUUAUGUUUGAAACGUGUAUUGGAGAAUAAAGAUCUGGGAAUUGCACCGACUGAAAUAUGCCUAAAAUGUGAUCAAAGCAUUCCAUUGUGUCAACUUAAACAACAUCUCGAUACUUGUAAAAGGUUGGAUUCUCCCCUUCCUCAAGCAUUCUCUGAAGAAGAAGAAUUUAGUUACCUGAGCUCACCACCAGAAUCUCCACUACCGCCAGCUUUUUCCCCAAUUACUCCUAACAACAGUGGUGUACAAGUACAAGACCAUACUCAAUCAUCCCACUUGGUAGACUUGACCCUAGAAAAUGAUAUCUUACUUGCUGUCAAAAACAGUAUGGACGACUUUUGUCAACCAAGAGAACUGAACUGCUUGAGCCAUAUUGUGUUGGCCUUGAGGGCGAAGUGUGGUAUUCACAUCCCUGAUGUCAACAGUGAGGACUGGGAGGUUGCUUCCCGUACUAGUAUUGAUGUGCGACGUGGCUUUGUAGUGGAAGAUGGGAUCAGAGAAGCAAAGAAGAAACGAUUCAAUACGUCCAAUCUUCUCAGAGUCAGUUUUGUGAGUGAGGCAGCAGUAGACACUGGUGGGCCACUGAGAGAAUUCUAUCGUCUAUUUGCAAAGGGGGUAACUGAAAAGUACUGCACCAGCAAUGAGAGUGGCCAAUGUUUUCCGCUGAAGAAUGUUGUUGCUCUGCAGAAUGAGGACUUCAAGAACAUUGGCAAAAUCACCGCUAUGAGUAUUGUACAAGGGGGUUCUGGAAUACCUGCUUUUCACCCUUCAGUGUACCGGUACAUCUGCACGGGGACUUACCUGGGAGUAAGGGAUGAUACAGCUGUUCCAAAUGAACAGGUCCGAACCCUUUUGAGAGAAAUCAAUGAUGCAGAUACGGAUGAAAAACUGAGGUUAAUAUUCGAAGAUGACGAAAAAGUUGGACUCGUGUGCGACACCGGCUAUAGUAAGGCAUUGUGCCUUGCCUCCAUGGCUGACAAGGAUGGGAUCAAGAACGCAUUGAGAGACUACCAUUCCUUGAUUAAGAUCAAAGCGGAACUAGAUCAAUUCACAGAGGGGUUACACACUUGUGAAGUCCUCAAGUAUGUUCAAAACUACUCUGAUUUGAUGCAGCCUUUGUUCUGUCAGCAACCAAGCGUAUUGUCAAAGGACUUCUUUAAGAAGUUUCCGUGUGUGUUCUCACUAACUGAUUCAAAUAGAAAAGCCAAAGAAGAGGCUGCGUACAUCUUCUUCAUGGAUUUUUUGGAAGAAUGUGAAGAUGGAACAUCAACAACAGAGAAUGGGGACAAAGUGACUCUUGACGAUGUUCUCAUCUUUUUCACUGGAGCUGACAGGGAGCCCCCACUUGGUUUCCAGCCUGUACCGACAUUGACCUUCACUGAUGCUGAACUAGCAACUGCCAGUACGUGCAGUCUCCGUCUUCGUCUCCCGUGUAGACAUUCAUCUUAUGAUGUGUUCAGGAGCAAACUAAUGCUGUCUCUGCGUGGAAACGAUGGCAUGGGACUGGCAUGAUUUUAAUUUCAAGAAUACCCUUCACAAUCAUCAUUAUUUUUUUGUUUUGAGUUUUCAUCUCUCCUGGAGUAUAUACUAAUUCAAGAGAUAUUUAUGGACACAAAAUUACUUAUUCAUGAGAUUAUUUAUGGAAACAGAAGUGACAUAAUUAUUAAAUCUUA
Messenger RNA from Halichondria panicea, 2906 nucleotides. RefSeq lists its product as uncharacterized. NCBI's taxonomy places the organism in Eukaryota, Metazoa, Porifera, Demospongiae, Suberitida, Halichondriidae. The coding region runs from base 553 to 2745 and encodes 730 amino acids. Gene Ontology annotation, molecular function: ubiquitin protein ligase activity. The record is from RefSeq and is a predicted model, not a curated record. Gene Ontology annotation, biological process: protein polyubiquitination; ubiquitin-dependent protein catabolic process. The transcript has 11 exons.